AUGGAUAACUUUGAAGAAAUCGAAAGAAGCUACAAAGAAAUCGAAGAUGAAAUAAUAAGAAGGAUUGAUGAUUUAUGCGGUGGUAAUUACUUAAAAAUAAAGGAUGAGAUUAUAAUGCCACAUAUGAGUGAUGAUUUGAUUAAUAAGAUAAAAAUAUUGAAUAUGCAUAUAAAUGAUAAGAGUAAUGAAGAAUUAUUUGAGAAGAGGGUGACAAAUGAGAAAGUGAUGCAAAUAAAUGAUAAGUUGAUUUAUUUAUUAUGUGAUUAUUAUAUUAAUAAGAAAGAGAUAGAUAAAUUAAUUGAGUUCACAACAAGUAAUGAGAAUUAUUUUAAUAUAUUACCCCAAGCAAAGACAGCUAAAUUGAUUAGGAAUAUUGUUGAGAAGAUAUCUAAAAAGAUACGUAAUAUAAGUACAUUGUAUAUUAUAUUUAAGAAGUAUAUGAAUUGGGCAUAUGAGAAGAAAAGGAAUUUUUUAAGAUGUAGAAUAGAAGUAAAAAUAAUAAUAUUAUAUAUAAUAAAACAGAAAUACAAAACGGCUUUAAGUCUUAUUGAUAGAUUAUUAAAAGAAGUAAAGAAAGUUGAUGAUAAAACUUUAUUAUUAGAGUUAUAUAUUGUUCAAACGAAGAUAUAUAUGUUAUUAAAGAAUUCAACAAAAAUGAAAGCUUCAUUGACAUUUGCGAAGAAUAUAGCAAAUACAAUAAAUACAGCUAUAUAUAUUAAUAGUGAGAUUGAUUUAUUAUCUGGUAUAUUAUUUAUAUAUGAGAAAGAUUAUAAGAGUGCAUAUAUAUAUUUAUAUGAAUGUUAUGAAACUUUAUAUACAUAUAUAUAUAAUAGUCAUAAUAAUACAAUCGAUUUUUUAAGUAAGAAGCAUAAUGAUUUCUAUUCUAUAAUAAUACAUAAUAUUAUAAAUACAAGUACUAUAUCAUCUCAAAAUAAAACAAAGAGUAUAAGUCAGAUAAGUCCAUUUUUAUUAUCAUUUUACACAUUCUAUGAAUAUUAUGAUACAAACAAUAGUAUAUUAUCAUUAGAUGAGAUGAAUAUAACAUCAAAUAAUGUUAAUUUAAUAUAUAGUGAUGUGAUAUAUAAAAUAUCAUCAUCAUAUGAAGAACUAGAAGAAGAUAAAAUAUAUUGCAUAACAAAUCCUAUAGAACUAAAUUAUGAAUUAAUACAAAAAUUGAGUAUGGACACAUAUGGAAAUAUAAUAGAAACAAAAGUGGAUGCAAGAGAAAGUAUUUCAAAUGGAGAAAAUCACAACAAAGAAAAUAUGAUCAACAACAACAACAAUAAUAAUAAUAGUAAUAAUAGUAAUAAUUAUAAUAAUAAUUAUUAUUAUAGUAGUAGUAGUAGACGUGGUUAUAAUAAUUUUUUUAUUUUACCACCUAAUUAUGAUUCAAAAGGUAUAGUCAAUUUUGGUCUUAACUUAAAUAUAGAAAAUGUCAAAAUUAUCGUACCUUUAAAAUAUAUGUUGUUAUGUAAAGUAUUAGAAGAAAAUAAUAGAAAAGAAAUAAAUAAUAUAUUGUGUGAAAAUAAUAAAUUAAAUUAUGUACCUCAUAAAGAAAUACAAAUCUUAUUAGAUAUAUCAAAAUCUUAUGAAAAUAGAUCAUUAGAUAUUUUUGAGAAAAUUAUAAAAAAUAGUUUAUUCCUUAUUAAUAUAGAUAAAGUAAUAUAUAAUUAUCUAAAAGAAUUAUACGAACUGUUACUAGAAAAAAAUAUAUUAAAAAUUAUUGAAGCAUAUAGUUGUAUUGAUUUAAAUUAUAUAGGAGAAAAACUCAAUUUAGAUAUUAAUAAAAUUAUUUCAAAAUUAUCAGAAAUGAUAUUAGAUAAGAAGCUAAAUGGUACUCUUGAUCAAAAUGUUGGAAUAUUAAUUUUAUAUGACGACAUGCCAGAAACGAAAAUGUAUCAAAAUGUUUUAGAUAUAAUAAAUAAUUUAACUGAAUCUGUAGAUAUAUUAUAUGAAAAAGCUCAAUUGACAAUAUAA
This is a messenger RNA of Plasmodium gaboni, 1977 nucleotides long. Its product is annotated as 26S proteasome regulatory subunit RPN6. The record is from RefSeq and is a predicted model, not a curated record. Lineage: Eukaryota; Apicomplexa; Aconoidasida; Haemosporida; Plasmodiidae. Gene Ontology annotation, molecular function: structural molecule activity. Bases 1 to 1977 code for a protein of 658 amino acids. Gene Ontology annotation, cellular component: proteasome regulatory particle, lid subcomplex. Gene Ontology annotation, biological process: ubiquitin-dependent protein catabolic process. The transcript has a single exon.